AUUUAUUAUACAUAGAAUAGGAAAUCUAAAGGAGGAAUUCAGAAGUUUAGAUAGGUUUUAGUGCUGCUAUCAAAAUUCGAUCUGUAGGCAACGAAGGCUCAGCUCAGUUUUCGUUAGACUUAAUACAGCGCUCAGAAGGAACUCGAGGGAUAUUGUAAAGGAAAUAGAGAAGUUGAUGCAAUCAAUAUGCGGCUGAUGAAAUGUUGUUGCUGCGUAUCGCUACAAUUCGGGACAAUGCUAUUUGGCUGCAUUUUUGGGCUUAUGGAUUUUUAUCUAGGAUCACUUGGCGUCUAUUAUGUGACCCGUGAUAAGAUGCCACAUGUGUUCGUUAAAUUUUUUGAUAAGAUGGACGCACGGUACUGCGUGUUCUGGUUCUCAGUAAUCUUUUACCUAAUGGCCUUUAGCGAUCUAUUGCUGAUUACUGGAGCAAUGACAAAAAACACUUCUUGCUUGGGACCCUGGCUUAUAGUAAAUUUUAUUGUUCUAAUUUGUACUAUAGCUACGGCUCUGCUGAGUGCCAUUGCGGUUUUAAGAAUUGGUAUACUCAUGUAUGCCAUGUUAGUGGUGAACUCCUUCUAUGACGAGCUGACAAAUUGAUUGCAUCAAAUGCUGUGAUUCUGAGCAAACAAAUUCAAGGUAUACAUUUAAUUGGAAGUGAGACGGUGUGAUCCUCAACUUAGGAGCCCGGGACAUAGGGUGCGAAAGAGAGGGACACAGAAGAAGGAGAAGACGAGAUUGUGUAGGGAACCCGAUUUUAGGCCGAUGACAAAAUGCUGCUACGCUUUUAUAACAGGAUUAAGCGAUAAUGAAACUGCACUGCUGCAAAUGCCGUCAGAAGCUGCGCUUAAGACUCAUUAAAAAUCCAUUAAACCCGAUAAUAAUAAACGGCGCAAGAGGCAAGAAAAAUAAAACAAA
Molecule: messenger RNA, 915 nt
Organism: Drosophila arizonae
Lineage: Eukaryota; Metazoa; Arthropoda; Insecta; Diptera; Drosophilidae
Source: RefSeq, a predicted model, not a curated record